AAUAUUUGAAAAGUGACGUAACUCGUUCGGAACGUUAGAAUGUCAACUUGUUGUCUCGAUUGUUAGAUUGUCCUGUCCUCACGUUUGUGUCAUUUUUAAUUGCUGUCGAUUCUCUUCUCCUCACAUUACACUAGCAAACAAUCUACUUCCAGACUAAGUGUAAACUUGUCGAAGACUGAAUAUUUUAGUUCUUUACCUAUUUUCUAGGCUCAUGUUAGUACUUCGAGCUGUUGUUUUCCUAGUCUCGAUCCUUCCUUUUACGAGAUUUUAUAAUAGUUAAAUAUUUGACAAAUGGAACCACAUGGUCUUUAGACCAUUUUCCAUGCACUCUUUAGAGUGGAAAUAAUGGGGAAAGGUGCCCUAAUGUCUGUUUUGUCGCCUGUCAGUGAGAAGUAAUGUGGAUCUUACCAUUUACGUUGCUUUGUGUUUUAAAUGUUGCUGAACUGUACUUUUCGCCUAAAUACUCCGGAUUAUCUACCUUCGCUCAAAUUUUCAACAUACAUUUUGCCUGUCCUCAAAUGUCUCCCAUAUUCGCCUUUAUUUCUAUAAAAAGCCACACGACAACUGCAGUUGAUGUUAAAAAUAUCAGAUUUUUGAGGAAAUUAACUGAACUUGUUACAUAUACCAUCAUCACACAGAAGUCUUUCAUUGCUGCAGCUACUGUGUUCAAUCAAAGUUGGCGGAAUUUCAUUACAAUUAACUUCAGUGUUGACUGCUAUUGACGCAACGUAGAUCACUGGUAUAGUCAUUUGCCGUUCGGUGUCAAUUUAGGUGAACAGUAGACUAUUCGUCAUAUAUUUGGGCCAAAGGUAGACAACAGCCACAUUUUAAACGUUAAGCGUAAAAUAGAUGGCCGCCGUUUAACGAAACAUGGUAAUGCCAUGGUCUUUCAAUAUACGGUAAAGUGAUAUACGGUCACCACCGAAACUUCAAUAAAACGUGGACGAUUAGGAUGUAUGUUUCCUAUUGUCAUUGUUCUGAUGUACUUCUACUUCCUACAAGAUGGAGGCAUUAAAGUCACUUACGAACUUCACUGACAAGUUUUACGAACAAAUAUUAAAUGAAGCUCAUGGUCAAUGGGAAAAUGUUUUUCUCUCGCCGUUCAAUAUCUAUACUGCCCUCGGAAUGGUUCUUUCAGGCAGUGGAAACAAUACGAAAGCCGAGAUGAUAAAGGCAAUGCAAUUGUCUGACUGUUUAGAACAUGAUCAAGUUCAUCAUGAGAUUGCUCAACUUUUAAAUGAUUGUUCGAAACCUAGUGAAGGUGUUAAUAUAAUCCUUGCUAAUAGAUUGUUCGUUGCACAAAAUGUGAGAAUCAAGGAACAGUUCAAAACUAAUCUGAAGACAUACUACGAUGCUCCAACAGAACAUGUGGCAUUUGAGACUGACAUAGAAGGUUCUCGAAACCGGAUAAACCAGUGGGUUAGUGAACAAACUAAAGGACAAAUUCAAGAACUGCUUUCACCCGGUUCUUUAACAAAGGCCACGUCUGCUGUAGUGACGGCUACCACAUACUUCAAAGGUUUGUGGAAUAUGUGUUUUCCUGAGGAUAACUCACAUACUAGCGAGUUUUAUGAAUUGAGUGGAUCAAAAAUGAGUGUGAAGUUGAUGUAUAACGAAUCAUAUUUCGAUAUGGUCAGUUUACCCCACUUGAGGUCACGUGCUGCGAAGAUACCAUUUAAAGACCCUAAGUUUACGUUAUUGAUCAUUCUUCCAGAUGCAAGUGACGGAUUGCCCGAUUUACUGGAUUCAAUGUAUAAACAUGGUGGAGUUUCUUCAAUACUUUCCACGAGUUUUCAAAAUACAAAAAUGCGUUUGUAUUUGCCUAAAUUUAGAUUAAGAGAAGGUUAUACAAUAAAACUGAAAGAUCAUCUGCGAAAAUUGGGGAUAAACGAUGCAUUCUGUCCUUUAUCAGCUGACUUUUCAAAUGUUUCUGACUCAGAUAGGAUGUGUAUAUCAGAUGUGAUGCAUAAAGCUGUUUUUGAAGUGGAUGAAAAAGGUGCAGUGGCGGCUGCAGGUACAGCAAUAAUAACGAUAAAAUGCGCAGCUGUAAAACCUUACAAACCUGUACCCGAAUUUCGUGUUGACCAUCCAUUCUUUAUUUCAAUUGUUUGGAAUAAUUGUCUACCAAUAUUUCUUGGACAUAUUACAUCACCAUUGAAUGACUAAUAAUAAGAAAAGUUGAUCAUUUAUUAGCUUACAAGAAUGAUCAAAUUGCCUACUAUUGAUUUUGUUAUUCAUAUAUGACUAGUAAUAAUUUUAAUGAGAGAAUUCAUUUCACUUUUAUUUCUGUGAUCAGGUAUUUUUUUAAAAGUUUUUUUAAUGUUUUGAUGAUUUAAAAAAAAUUUUUUUAUAAUAUGACUUUUAUGUUCACAUGGUUACUGAUCAGUAACUAAUAAAACUUUGUUCUGUUCUUCA
Molecule: messenger RNA, 2415 nt
Organism: Schistosoma guineensis
Lineage: Eukaryota; Metazoa; Platyhelminthes; Trematoda; Strigeidida; Schistosomatidae
Source: the annotation of a GenBank genome assembly